Stylonychia lemnae is the source of this 552-nucleotide messenger RNA. Lineage: Eukaryota; Ciliophora; Spirotrichea; Sporadotrichida; Oxytrichidae. The record is from the annotation of a GenBank genome assembly.
AUGACGAAAUUUUCGACAAAGAUUUUUCCUAUUUAUGCAGCAUAGCCAGUUUAACAUUCUUAAACUUCGAUCAAAGAUACUAAAGCCAAUAAUUCGAACCAGGAUGGAGACUUGGCGCUCAGAGACUUAUUAAGCCUAAUUGAAAAAGAUAAGCCCUUGUAGAAAUAGAAAAACGAGACUUUAUUGGCUAAAACUGUAAAGUAGUACUCUUACAUUUAUAGAAUGAUUAAAAUACUGAGUAAAAAAACUACCUCGCCUAAUUGGCUUCACCAAUUAGUUCUCUUGCUGCUCCUAAAUUAUAAGACCAAAAUCCCUAAUAAAGUUAAGGAAGUUAAAAUACACACAACUAAGAACAGUUUCAAUUUGCCAUAGCUUGAAGAACAUCUGCCACGGAGAUAAAGUUAAGAAGAAAUUUUGAAAAAUAAACUAAGGUUAAGGCAAAUGAAUCAAACUAUAAUAAGAAGCGAAUCUGAAGGUCAUAGAAUCUUUGUGAUUCCCAAACUCAACAUCUAAUAAUAGGACUUUAAUUUUACUGCUAAUUUUCAAUAAUGA